AUGCGCUUUCCAUCUGUCCCUCACAUUGUCCGCAGACUCUACACGCUCGGCAACGCAACCGCUUUCCGAUUCCAACAACCACUGCGGGGUAAUCGCAUUUCCCAGAUCCAUCGCGCGACCGUCCCAAAGUCCAUGUCCUCGAUCCCUUUCCUGAGCGCUCUGUUCGGAACCUCGACUCCAGCUUCAGCAAAGAUGACCUACCCGGACACACGAUCAGAUGAUGAGUGGAGGGCCGUGCUGAACAAAGAACAAUUCCGCAUCCUGCGCGAAAAAGGAACCGAAGCCCCUUUCACGGGCGAGUAUGACAAGCACAUGCCCGACCACGGCGUCUACACCUGCGCCGCCUGCAACGCCCCUCUCUACAAAGCAGACCACAAGUUCAAGUCCGGGUGCGGCUGGCCCGCGUACUUCGACAGCAUCCCGGGUGCCGUAACCCGCCACACGGAUACCAGUUUCGGCAUGCAACGGACAGAGAUCGUCUGCUCGAACUGUGGUGGGCACCUGGGACAUGUGUUCAAGGGAGAGGGCUAUCCGACGCCGACAGACGAGAGACAUUGUGUGAAUAGUAUCAGUCUGAAGUUUCACGAUAAGGAGGGUGAUGCACAAGCGGGGAACGAAGGGAAUGGGGAGGCGAAAUAG
Messenger RNA from Cladophialophora psammophila CBS 110553, 639 nucleotides. RefSeq lists its product as uncharacterized. Gene Ontology annotation, biological process: response to oxidative stress; protein repair. Lineage: Eukaryota; Fungi; Ascomycota; Eurotiomycetes; Chaetothyriales; Herpotrichiellaceae. Gene Ontology annotation, molecular function: peptide-methionine (R)-S-oxide reductase activity. The record is from RefSeq and is a predicted model, not a curated record. The coding region runs from base 1 to 639 and encodes 212 amino acids. The transcript is spliced from 2 exons.